This is a messenger RNA of Ziziphus jujuba (common jujube), 2044 nucleotides long. RefSeq names its product lycopene epsilon cyclase, chloroplastic. The transcript is spliced from 12 exons. Gene Ontology annotation, biological process: carotenoid biosynthetic process. The record is from RefSeq and is a predicted model, not a curated record. Lineage: Eukaryota; Viridiplantae; Streptophyta; Magnoliopsida; Rosales; Rhamnaceae. Gene Ontology annotation, molecular function: oxidoreductase activity, acting on paired donors, with incorporation or reduction of molecular oxygen. Bases 259 to 1863 code for a protein of 534 amino acids.
UACUCCGUGCUAAUCCAUCGCAGCAGGAAGGAGGAACGACUCCCGUUUCAGCCCGUUGGGGAACUUGGAAGGCGCCUUCAGAUUUAUGUUGGAAUUGUGGGAAAGGAGGUCAACUGCCUCAUUAUAUUACGAAACAGAAACCAAACAACGGCCAACGAGAAAGAAUCUUAACGGUUAUUUCAGGCAUUUUCCCGUUUCCGAGGGGCAGUUUGGCGGUUUUAAAUGCCAGGCUCCUGAAGAAUCGGUUGAGAAAGAGAGAUGCUAGUGAUGGAGUACUGCGUUGGACAUGGAGCUCUGAACUUUGCGACAAUGGCGGCGUCGUUUAGCCCUGCUCGAAGGUCUAGAACAAGACUUAUGAGAAAAGUAGUUCCUUUUUACGCGUAUGGCCUGUGCCGGCCUUCUUUCCUCGUCACGGCAAAUGCUGCGGGGAGCGACAGUUGUGUGGCUGUGAAAGAAGGUUUUGCAGACGAAGAAGAUUAUAUAAAAGGCGGUGGCUCUGAGCUUCUUUUUGUUCAAAUGCAGCAAAACAAGCACAUGGAGAUGCAAUCUAAGCUUUCUGACAAGCUCCCCCCAAUUUCAAUUGGAGAUGACAUACUGGAUUUGGUGGUGAUCGGUUGUGGUCCAGCUGGUCUUGCUCUGGCAGCAGAGUCCGCGAAGUUGGGAUUAAAAGUUGGACUUAUUGGACCUGAUCUUCCUUUUACAAACAAUUACGGCGUAUGGGAGGAUGAAUUCAAAGAUCUUGGACUUGAAGGGUGUAUUGAGCAUGUUUGGCAGGAUACCAUUGUAUAUCUCGACAAUGACAAUCCCAUUCUGAUUGGUCGUGCUUAUGGACGUGUUAGUCGGCACUUGCUUCAUGAGGAGCUGCUAAGAAGGUGUGUCGAGUCAGGUGUUUCAUAUCUCAACUUAAGAGUGGAAAGGAUUGUCGAAGCAGCCAAUGGCCAUAGUCUUGUAGCUUGUGAACAUGAUCGCUUGGUAGCCUGUAGGCUUGCUACUGUUGCAUCAGGAGCUGCUUCAGGGAAACUUUUGCAGUAUGAGGUUGGUGGUCCAAAGGUGUCAGUCCAAACUGCUUAUGGUUUGGAGGUUGAGGUAGAAAACAAUCCAUAUGAUCCCAGGCUAAUGGUUUUCAUGGACUAUAGGGAUUAUAUGAAGCAAAAAAUUCCAUGUUUAGAAGCAGAAUAUCCAACAUUUCUUUAUGCGAUGCCCAUGUCUCCAACAAGAGUGUUCUUUGAGGAAACUUGUUUGGCUUCAAAAGAUGCAAUGCCUUUUGAUUUACUAAAGAAAAAACUCUUGUCAAGGCUGAAGACAAUGGGGAUCCAAAUUAUUAAAACUUAUGAAGAGGAAUGGUCUUAUAUUCCAGUUGGUGGAUCCUUACCUAAUACAGAGCAAAAUAACCUUGCAUUUGGUGCUGCUGCUAGCAUGGUUCAUCCAGCCACAGGGUAUUCUGUUGUGAGAUCUUUGUCCGAAGCUCCAAAAUAUGCUUCUGUGAUUGCAAAUAUUCUGAGGCAGGGUAACUCUAGGGGCAUUAUAGUUCGUGAAAGUAGUAAUGUCAAUAUCUCAAUGCAGGCUUGGAACACUCUAUGGCCACAAGAAAGAAAGCGACAAAGGUCAUUCUUCCUUUUUGGACUAGCACUCAUUUUGCAGCUGGAUAUUGAGGGCAUUAGGACAUUCUUUCAUACUUUCUUCAAGUUACCUGAUUGGAUGUGGCAGGGCUUUCUUGGCUCUACACUCUCCUCCACCGACCUUGUAAUAUUUGCCUUUUAUAUGUUUGUUAUUGCACCAAAUAAUUUGAGAAUGAGCCUGAUCAGACAUCUACUUUCUGAUCCUACUGGAGCAACCAUGAUAAGAACUUAUCUGACACUGUAGUUUUGUACCAUUGCUAAUUCCUUCCUUUAUUAGGUCCUAUACUAGUCCACUUGACUUCCAAAAAUUACUAGGCAUUAAUGGUGUAGAUAUAAACAUAUGCCAUAUAUCUUCCUACCUUUCCCUAGUCUAAACCGUUAUGUAUACAUGUAUUUCUUAUAUAUAUGUAUAAGCGUUUUUUUUU